AUGCCUCCCCCAAUGCCAAACCCGUCCAGGCGCAUGACCGCAAACCCAGCACGGCCAGUUGCAAGGUAUCGUCCUGGAAAACCAGUUGCUGAGCAAGAGUCAUCUGACGAAGACGAAGAAGAAGAAGAAGAAGAAGACGAACGACGGCAACAGCAACGGCAACGGCAACCCCAGCGGAAACCUCAAGCAGCGCCUAAGAGGCAGAGCCAUGCCCCUCAGCUGUCCGAAGCAAGCGAGGAUGAAGACGAAGAUGGCUUUGUGACAGAUCCGGAAAACGGUGAGGAGGAGCAGCGGGAACUAGGCACAGCUUCAAUAGCAAAAGCGCAUUCCGGAACACCACAAGGCACAUUGAUACGACAAAGGCUUAAACCACCUGAUACGAAGGAAGGGGACGAGGAUGAGCCAGGAGAAGAAGAGUCUUCCUCGUCAGAAGAAUACUCGUCAGAAGAGGAGGAAUCGUCGUCCGAGGAGGAAGCUCCCAGGCGGAAAUUCCAACGCCCGACCUUCAUCAAGAAAUCAGACCGAAAGCAAUCACAGACACAAGCAUCGCUCACCUCUGCUCCCGAGCCCAGUACCGCAGCAACCUCCGAUCUGGCCGAACCUACACCAUAUCUAUCUACCGAGCUCGACGAACAAGCCCGACGUCUCGCCCAAGCAGAUCUCCUGAUCAAAGACAAGCUGGAACGUGACAUCAUCGCCCGCGCGCAGGGCAAGAAAGCAUGGGACGACGACGACGACCUCCAGCCCGAAAACCUCGUCAACGACACAGAUGGCCUCGACCCAGAAGCCGAGUACGCGGCGUGGAAACUCCGCGAGCUCAAGCGCCUCAAGCGCGACCGCGAAGCGCUGAUUGCGCGAGAGAAGGAGAUCGAAGAGAUCGAGCGGCGAAGGAACCUGACCGCAGAAGAGCGGGACAAGGAAGACCGAGAAUACCUCGAUAAGCAGAAACAGGAGCGCGACGAAGGCCGGUCGGACGCUCAGUACCUGGCGCGGUACCACCACAAGGGCGCCUUCUUCCAAGGCGAUGAGACGGCCGAGUUUUUGAAACGCAGAGACGUUAUGGGGGCGCGCUUCGAGGACCAGGUCUCGGAUAAAUCCGCCCUGCCGGAGUACAUGCGCCUGCGGGACAUGACGAAGCUGGGCAAGAAAGGCCGCACCAGGUAUACGGAUCUGAAGGGCCAAGACACAGGGCACUUUGGUGAGGAUGUCAAGCGGUGGAGGGGGAGUGGUGGUGGGACUGGCGGUGCAGCUGGAGGAGGAGCGGCGGAGUUGGACACGAGGGGCUUGGAUGAACGGUUUCUGCCCGACAAUCAACGCGGAGGCGUGCGCACUGGACCGACCGGUGCGAAUGCAAGUACCGUUGGGCCGAGGGGAGAUCAUGAACGAACCAGAGAUAGGCAUAGGGAGGAGAGCUACGGCAGAGACGGCAGGGACGAUCGGGACCGGUACCGCGAAAGCAGAGAUCGAGAUGGAAAUCGAAAUGAUAACUCUCCUCGCAGAGACCGUCGCCGAUCGUAUUCGGCGUCGCGGUCGUGGUCGCCCCUAGGUAGCAGUCGACGCAAACAUUCACGGUCCGGCUCGCCUGUCGCGCGGAAGAGGCGUCAAGUCGAUGACUUCCGUGACGACGAGCGGGUUAGAGACGGCGCGCGGAGUAGAUACAGAGAUGGCGAUAGGAGUAGGGAACGCGACGAGUAG
Molecule: messenger RNA, 1695 nt
Organism: Exophiala aquamarina CBS 119918
Lineage: Eukaryota; Fungi; Ascomycota; Eurotiomycetes; Chaetothyriales; Herpotrichiellaceae
Exons: 1
Coding region: 1-1695 (564 amino acids)
Biological process (GO): mRNA splicing, via spliceosome
Cellular component (GO): U2-type spliceosomal complex
Molecular function (GO): RNA binding
Source: RefSeq, a predicted model, not a curated record